This is a messenger RNA of Gossypium arboreum, 5622 nucleotides long. Its product is annotated as ABC transporter C family member 4-like. Bases 888 to 5402 code for a protein of 1504 amino acids. Gene Ontology annotation, biological process: transmembrane transport. NCBI's taxonomy places the organism in Eukaryota, Viridiplantae, Streptophyta, Magnoliopsida, Malvales, Malvaceae. The transcript has 12 exons. Gene Ontology annotation, cellular component: plant-type vacuole; vacuolar membrane. The record is from RefSeq and is a predicted model, not a curated record. Gene Ontology annotation, molecular function: ATP binding; ATP hydrolysis activity; ABC-type transporter activity.
AAUGGCGAUUACCUUAUCUUUUUACGUCUUAAAUGUGGAACGCUAAACGUUGAUUUUUGUCCAUAAAAGUAAAAAUAAAAAACACUUUAAAUUGGGCAGCAAGCAUCAAUUUGUAAGAGAAAACAAAUAAGCAUUAAAUAGAACAACAGAAUCCUUGCUGCUUGAGAGCUUUCGCAUUUAUUAAUAUUUGUUUCUUAUCAGAAAACUUUCUUGGUUGCUGGCGUCUGCUGCCUGAAUCUUUGUCACAUUUUGAACCGUGUGGAACGUAUUUCACGUGGUAGUUGGCUUAGGGCAUCGGCUUUUCUUUUUGGUGCAAAGUCUCUGACGCCUCUUGACCAUGGAGAUCGCUGCCAUGUUCACUUUGUUUUUUCUUUUUUCUCUAACUUAGUUACAGGUUGCUUCUAUGGCUUCUUCUUUCUUUUGCAUGUUUCAUCUUUCUGUGAUUUUGAUUGCUUUUUUUUUUCUUUGCUUUUUAUGAAGUGAUUAUUUUAUAAUAUUUUUUUCAUAGAAAAAUAUUUAAUGCAAAAUAUAUAAACACGAGGCGACCAUUCAUAUUAUACUAACAUGUGAGAUUCAACCGUAUGAUAGUACUAUUAAAUCAUUGACCAUGUAUGUGAAAUGGGGGAUUUUCCCUGUAGUCAAAUUUUAUUUUCGUUGACGAUAGCCGCCUUAAAGAUUCCAAGUUCUCUUUUCUCUUUUCUCUUUAAGAGCAAGCUCCGGCUUGAUUGGUUCAUUUUUUUUCAUAUUAUAGCAGAGACCUUUGCCUUAAAGCUUUCUUUAUUGGGGCUUCACGUUAAAGAUGGGAAUGAAAGGGAAUAUAUUGACUGGAAUCAUCAUUAAUCUCUAGAAAAACGGUGAUUUUUGUAUCUUUUCCACGUUGAAUUAUUAUGUCUGUGGCUACUUGGGUUACUUCUCUUUCAUGUUCAAGCUCUGUGAUUGAAUCUUCCAAGGAGGCGACAUUUCUUCCAGUUAUAUUCCAAUGGCUGAGAUUCAUUUUCCUCUCUCCAUGUCCUCAAAGGGCUCUUUUCUCCGCCGUUGAUGUCUUGUUCGUGCUCACCCUCCUAUGCUUUGCUGUUCACAAGCUCUAUUCUAGAUUCUCAAGCAACAGGCAUGGCAGCUCCGACAUCAACAAGCCUCUCAUAAGAAACAACAGGACCCUUCUCAUGACCACCGUAUGGUUCAAACUCUCUUUGAUUGUAACGGCUGUGUUGGCGUUUUCUUACACCAUAAUAUGCAUUCUCGCAUUUACUAGAAGUAGCCAGCAGCCUUGGAAGCAAAUCAAUGGAAUCUUUUGGCUGGUUGAAGCCAUAACUCAUGCUGUAAUAGCAAUCUUAAUAAUCCACGAGAAGAGAUUUGAGGCUGUCAACCACCCUCUCUCUCUUCGAGCUUAUUGGUUUGCGAAUUUUAUCAUCAUUUCAUUGUUCACUGUGUCUGGAAUCAUUCGUAUGGUAUUUGUUGAAGAGGAUAAGUAUUUGAGGCUGGAUGAUAUAGUUUCCUUUGUUUCUUUCCCAUUAUCAGUUGUUCUUCUAGUUGUCGCCAUUAGAGGUUCAACUGGUAUCACAGUGACCAGAGAACCCGAACCAGCCAUGGAUGAAAACGAACCGCUAUUAAGCAAACCCAAAGUGAGUGGCUUUGCUUCAGCUUCAAUAAUAUCAAAGGCCUUUUGGCUAUGGAUGAAUCCUCUGCUGAGACAUGGCUACAAAUCCCCUCUCAAAAUGGAUGAUAUCCCGACAUUGUCCCCACAACAUAGGGCCGAGAAGAUGUCGAAGCUGUUUGAAAUGAAUUGGCCUAAACCGGAGGAAAAACUGAAGCACCCUGUUCGAACGACAUUGCUACGGUGCUUUUGGAAGGAAGUUGCAUUCACUGCGUUCCUCGCAAUCGUGCGGCUUUGCGUUAUGUAUGUUGGUCCUAUACUGAUUCAAAGCUUUGUUGAUUACACAGCGGGGAAAAGAAGCUCUCCUUAUGAAGGAUACUAUCUUAUAUUGAUUCUUCUCGUUGCUAAGUUUGUGGAAGUGUUGACCACUCACCAAUUCAACUUCAACUCUCAGAAACUUGGGAUGCUCAUUCGCUGCACCUUAAUCACUUCUUUGUACAAGAAAGGGUUAAGGUUAACCUGUUCUGCUCGUCAGGCUCAUGGUGUUGGACAGAUCGUGAAUUACAUGGCUGUUGAUGCUCAACAGCUAUCUGAUAUGAUGCUGCAGCUCCAUUCUAUUUGGUUGACUCCUUUGCAAGUUUCUGUGGCCUUGGUGCUUUUGUAUAGGUACCUUGGGGCUGCCAUGGUCACAGCGGUGCUCGGACUUCUCGGUGUUCUUAUCUUUGUGGUAAUGGGAACUAGAAGGAACAACCGUUUUCAAUUCAACGUGAUGAAGAACCGUGACAUGAGAAUGAAGGCAACCAAUGAGAUGCUUAAUUACAUGCGGGUUAUCAAGUUCCAGGCGUGGGAAGAACACUUCAAUAAAAGAAUCCAAUCUUUCCGUGAAACCGAGUUCGGAUGGCUAACCAAAUUCUUGUAUUCAAUCUCUGGAAAUAUCAUAGUAAUGUGGUCAACACCAUUACUGAUAUCAACCCUCACAUUUGGAACUGCACUUUUGUUAGGAAUAAAACUUGAUGCAGGGGUAGUGUUCACAACAACAACCAUCUUCAAGAUCUUGCAGGAGCCAAUCAGGAGCUUCCCACAGUCCAUGAUCUCUCUUUCACAAGCAAUGAUUUCAUUGGAGAGAUUGGAUACUUACAUGAUGAGCAAGGAACUGGUAGAUACAUUAGUGGAGAAACAGGAGGAUUGUGAUGGUGGAAUUGUUGUGGAAGUUAAAAAUGGGGUGUUUAGCUGGGAUGAUGAAAAAGGAGAGCAGGUUCUGAAAAAUAUAAAUUUAGAGAUCAAGAAAGGGGAGCUUACUGCUAUAGUAGGGACAGUAGGAUCUGGAAAAUCUUCUCUUCUGGCUUCUAUUCUUGGUGAGAUGCACAAAAUAUCAGGAAAGGUUAAGCUUUGUGGUUCAACUGCAUAUGUAGCUCAAACAUCUUGGAUUCAGAAUGGAACCAUUCAAGAGAACAUCCUGUUUGGUCUGCCGAUGAACGAGGAGAAAUACAAGGAAGUUAUAAAGGUUUGUUGCUUGGAGAAAGACUUGGAAAUGAUGGAGUUUGGUGAUCAAACUGAAAUUGGAGAACGUGGAAUUAACCUCAGCGGUGGCCAGAAGCAACGGAUACAACUUGCAAGAGCUGUUUACCAAGAUUGUGACAUCUACCUUCUUGACGAUGUCUUUAGUGCUGUUGAUGCUCAUACAGGGACAGACAUAUUUAAGGAAUGUGUCAGAGGAGCUCUCAAAGAGAAAACUAUUUUGCUCGUAACCCAUCAAGUGGACUUCUUGCACAAUGUUGAUCUUAUCAUGGUGAUGCGAGAUGGGUUGAUAGUACAGUCAGGGAAGUAUAAUGAUCUACUAGACUCUGGCUUGGAUUUUGGAGCUUUGGUAGCUGCGCAUGAAACAGCUAUGGAACUUGUUGAAGAAGCAGGCAACAGCAUACCUGGUGAAAGUUUCCCCCAAACAUCGAAAUCUUCUCAGGGUGUUACCAACCAUGGGGAAGGAAAUGGUGAGGAUAAGUCUCAAGACCACCCAAAAUCUAAUAAGGCGGAUUCAAAGCUAAUCAAAGAGGAAGAGAGGGAAACUGGUAAAGUCAGCUUGCAUGUUUACAAAGCGUAUUGUACCGAGGCUUUUGGUUGGUGGGGUGUGGCCACAGUUCUGUUAUUAUCGUUGUCAUGGCAAGGUUCUCAAAUGGCUGGUGAUUAUUGGUUGUCAUAUGAAACUUCGGCUGAACGUGCUAGUUCAUUCAACCCUUCAGUAUUUAUUUCUGUUUAUGCCAUCAUAGCAGCCAUAUCUGUGGUGUUGAUAGUGUUCAGAGCCUUUUUCGUUACAAUUAUGGGGCUCAAGACGGCCCAAAUAUUUUUCAGGCAAAUCCUUCAAAGCAUCUUGCAUGCCCCUAUGUCCUUUUUCGAUACCACACCUUCAGGAAGAAUUUUAAGUCGGGCAUCAACUGAUCAGACCAACGUUGAUAUCUUCGUUCCAUUUGUCAUGGGGAUUACUGUUGCUAUGUACAUUACACUGCUCAGUAUCUUCAUAAUCACAUGUCAAUAUGCUUGGCCCACAAUAUUCUUGAUAAUUCCUCUUGGUUGGCUGAAUUUCUGGUAUCGGGGAUACUACCUUGCAUCAUCUCGUGAAUUAACUCGCCUUGACUCGAUUACUAAAGCUCCUGUCAUUCACCACUUCUCCGAAAGCAUCUCUGGCGUUAUGACAAUCCGUGCAUUCAGAAAGGAGGAUAGUUUUUGUCAAGAAAAUGUUAACAGAGUUAAUUCCAGUUUACGCAUGGAUUUCCACAACAAUGGAUCCAAUGAAUGGUUGGGAUUCCGUUUGGAACUUAUUGGGAGUUUGGUCCUCUGCCUUUCUACCAUGUUUAUGAUCUUUUUGCCUAGCAGUAUUGUCAGGCCAGAAAACGUCGGGUUAUCUCUUUCAUAUGGGUUGUCCCUCAAUAGUGUGUUGUUCUGGGCUAUAUAUAUGAGCUGCUUUGUGGAAAAUAGGAUGGUUUCUGUUGAAAGAAUAAAGCAAUUCUCAAGGCUUCAGCCAGAAGCAGCAUGGCAUAUCGAAAACCGCCUUCCCCCUCCAAAUUGGCCUUCCCACGGCAAUGUUGAGCUCAAAGACCUCCAGGUUAGAUACCGUCCAAGCACGCCUCUUGUACUUAAAGGCAUUACUCUGAGCAUUAAUGGUGGUGAAAAGAUUGGUGUUGUGGGUCGGACUGGGAGUGGAAAGUCAACUUUAAUCCAAGUUUUCUUUAGACUGGUUGAGCCAACAGGAGGGAAAAUAAUAAUUGAUGGCAUAGAUAUCUGCAUGCUGGGACUUCAUGAUCUUAGAUCACGCUUUGGGAUCAUCCCUCAAGAACCUGUCCUUUUUGAAGGAACUGUGAGAAGCAACAUUGAUCCUAUAGGACAGUUCUCUGAUGAAGAGAUAUGGAAGAGCCUUGAGCGCUGCCAGCUUAAAGAUGCGAUUGCUUCGAAACCUGAUAAACUCGAUUCAUUAGUGGCAGACAAUGGUGAUAAUUGGAGCGUGGGGCAGAGGCAGCUUUUGUGCUUGGGGAGAGUUAUGCUGAAGCGCAGCAGGCUUUUGUUCAUGGAUGAGGCAACUGCAUCCGUUGAUUCACAAACUGAUGCCAUUAUCCAAAAGAUCAUCAGAGAAGACUUUGCUGCCUGCACAAUUAUCAGCAUUGCUCACAGAAUACCAACAGUCAUGGACUGUGAUCGAGUUUUAGUUGUCGAUGCAGGAAAGGCUAAAGAAUUCGACAAACCGUCACGCUUGCUGGAAAGGCAGACACUUUUUGCAGCAUUGGUUCAAGAAUACGCCAACCGCUCUUCUGGACUAUAACCAAAUCUUGUGGAGAAUUUUUCACUCAUAGAUUACAGGUGCCUAAACUCCCAUAGCUGACUAUAAUUUUUACGUACCAAAGGUACCAUGUAAGUGAUGUAGUUUCUCUUAUCUUACUGCUUAUUAACCUGAGCAUACUUUCAGCUAUGGAGAAUGUUCUAUUUACAAUUAUUUAGCAAGUCAUUAUGGGUAUCAUUAUAUAAAUUUAUUAUUUUAUAUA